AUGGCGCGCUCGUUCGCGCGCGCGUGCCUGCUGGGCAGCAUCCUCGUCUCGCUCUCACCCGCAGCGCAUGCGUUCUAUCUCCCCGGAGCCGCACCGCAUGACUAUGCCGAGGGAGAGGUCGUGGACCUGUAUGUCAACGCCCUGACUCCCAUGCUGGCGGGCCAUGAUAACGCGAAACUCAAGUCAUUGAUCAACUAUGACUACUAUGACACCCGGUUCCACUUCUGCGAGCCAGAAGGCGGUCCACACAAGGAACCCGAAUCACUGGGGUCUAUCUUGUUCGGAGACAGGAUAUUCAACUCGCCGUAUGACAUACGUAUGCUCGAGGACAACGGUACAUGCAAAGUCAUGUGUAGGACAAAAGUCCCCGCAGACGAUGCAAAGUUCAUCAACGACCGGAUUAAGGAGGACUACGCGCUCAACUGGCUAGUUGAUGGCCUACCUGCUGCAGAAGCGAAGGUAGACCUCAAAACAGGAGACCUCUUCUAUGACAUGGGAUUCAACUUGGGCGAUGACGAAGGCGAGCGGGCAGAUGCACCAGCCCUGAACAACCAUUACGAGAUAGUCCUGAAGUACCAUACUCCGAAGCCAGGUGUACAUCGCAUCGUGGGCGUCCUUGUAUGGCCUGCUAGUAUUGGCGGCCCUCAAGAUACGCAAGGCGACUGCACGCCGAAUCAGAACUCGCCGCUCAUCUUACGAGAGAAUGGAGACAAUGCGGUUCGGUAUACGUACCGUUUAACAUGGAAGGAAUCCGACACCCCUUGGGCAACCCGAUGGGACAAUUAUCUCCAUAUUUUCGACCCACGCAUACAUUGGUUCAGUUUGAUAAACUCCAUUGUGAUAGUCGUGUUCCUUUGCUUGAUGGUCGGAAUGAUCCUGUACAGGACUGUCUCCCGCGACAUCUCUCGAUACAAUGCUAUUGAUCUCAGCGAAGAUGUACAGGAAGACUGGGGCUGGAAGCUGGUGCACGGCGAGGUGUUCCGAAGGCCACGCAAUCCGAUGAUCCUGUCCGUACUGGUCGGCAAUGGUGCCCAACUCUGCGCCAUGGUCGGAGUUACGCUCGUUUUUGCUCUGUUGGGGUUCCUAUCACCAUCUAACCGAGGUUCUCUGGCGACUGUUAUGAUGGUGUGUUGGACGUUGUUUGGCUGCAUUGGCGGUUACAUAUCAAGUAGAGUGUAUACUUCACUAGGUGGAGAGAACAAGAGCAAGAAUUCGUUCCUGACCGCCACAGUUCUUCCCGCUGUGGUAUUUGCAAUUGUCUUCCUCCUCAACUUGUUCCUCAUCUCCGCCGGCUCUUCUGGCGCUGUGCCAUUUGGUACCAUGCUGCUCAUCGUCGUGCUGUGGUUUGGUAUCUCCGCCCCUCUGUCGUUGGUUGGUUCUUUCAUCGGGUCGAGACACGGAGCUGUCCGUCAUCCAGUUAGAGUGAAUCAGAUCCCACGUCAGAUCCCUCAAGUUCCGAGGUACUUGCAACCCUGGGCCGCUACAUUGUUGGCCGGCAUCCUUCCUUUUGGUGCUGCGUUUGUUGAGCUGUACUUCGUGAUGUCGAGCCUGUUCGCAUCGCGGGCAUACUACGCCUUUGGCUUCUUAGCCCUGACCGCUGGGAUCGUGUCGCUGACAACAGCUACUGUCACCAUUCUCUUCACAUACUUCCUCCUUUGUGCUGAGGAGUACCGAUGGCACUGGCGUGCGUUCCUCACGGGAGGCGGCAGCGCCUUCUGGCUGCUGGCAUAUGGCAUAUUCUACUGGGCUUCUCGUCUGUCCUUGGACUCGUUCUCGAGUGUCAUGUUGUAUAUGGGCUAUCUUCUCCUAUUAGUGCUUCUCGACUUCCUCGUCACAGGAACAAUCGGAUUCCUGGCGACGUAUUGGGCAGUACGGAAGCUCUACAGCGCAAUCCGUAUAGACUGA
Rhodofomes roseus is the source of this 1905-nucleotide messenger RNA. RefSeq names its product endosomal P24A protein. Gene Ontology annotation, biological process: vacuolar transport; protein localization to membrane. NCBI's taxonomy places the organism in Eukaryota, Fungi, Basidiomycota, Agaricomycetes, Polyporales, Fomitopsidaceae. The transcript is spliced from 19 exons. Gene Ontology annotation, cellular component: membrane. The record is from RefSeq and is a predicted model, not a curated record. The coding region runs from base 1 to 1905 and encodes 634 amino acids.